Molecule: messenger RNA, 2358 nt
Organism: Symbiodinium sp. CCMP2456
Lineage: Eukaryota; Dinophyceae; Suessiales; Symbiodiniaceae
Source: the annotation of a GenBank genome assembly
AUGAGCGAGGUUCUUUCCGAAGCCGCCAUCGACCAACGUGUUCGCCGAGCUUGCACUAACGGCAAGAAGAAGAAGGCCACCGGAGGCACCAAGGCUGUGGAGAUGUACAAGACUCUCGACACUCGAGACGAGUUGGCGAAAAUGCUCAUCGAAGCUGCUUUCAAACGGAAUAUCACCAAGUACACGGAAAAGAAGCACACGAAGAAGACCGACACAAUUGCCGGUUGGUACACCGAGCGAGCGAUGUCUGUGCAACUGGAAGAAAUCAAGGAGAUUGUCGAGUACACCAGCACCCGACCUUCUUUGAGGAGGAAGUACAAGUACAAUGCCAAGAAGUUUCAGCAUUGGGUUGACAAAGAGUCGAUUGGUGUCGACUCAUCAGAGACGAUCAAGGGCACACGAAAGGAAGUGAGCACCAACGGCAAAGAGCUUCCCGCCGAAGCUGAUGGUGAGAUUUCGGACUUUCCCGAUGAAAAAUCCGGCGACGAGCCGGGGCCGACCGACAAGAAAAACACGCAGGAGGAUGACCUCUCCGAGAAGGUCGAGAAAACGAUGAGUGACCUGUUGCCCCCCAUCGCCAAGAUGCACGAACUUUCCGAGAAGUUCAGGAAGCCCUACAACACGGAUCCGAAGCCCACCGACGCAAGGCACGCAAGCGAGCUUGACCGAAUGGCUAGCAACAUGGAGGGAGUCUACGAUUCGUUGGCCGAGCUUCUGGCGAGCCUGAGUGCAGAGGGCGAAUCUGCAACUGGAGAGAGCAUCUGGACCGAUGCUAAAUCACGCUUGGAAGAGCCGUUGCAGCAACACGGACAUUCUCUGCAAGUAAACAUAGAUUUCCUUGAAGUUUCUACAAGAACUGGCAUUAAACAGAUUCCGUGGUUGGACCCAUACGAAAUGGUCUCUUGCCUUGCCCGUGAUAAUAAGCUCAUCUUUCUACAUGGCGGCAACAACUUGUUGGAGUGGUGGCGACGGUUUGCCAAAGUCGAGCCUGGGCAUCGGGUUUUCGCAGCUGCUGCUCGUGGAGAGAUUUCUCUUCAGAGAACGAUUCCGUUCUUUUCCCACGGAGACGAGGGCCGGGGGAAAAAGAAGAAGGGCAUAUUGAUAUGGUCGCUUCAUGGAUGUGUGGGCUUCGGCACACGACAGUUCCGAGCAAUGCACUCCGAGGUUGAGCAGUGCAACCGAAUGGGUCUCAACAUGUCUGGUAGUAUGUCUUCCAGGUUUCUUCAUGUUGCAGUUCCGAAGUCUGUGUACGGAAAGAAUGCCGAACUUGUCUGGGAUGCAAUUGGCUGCAAUAUUGCUACAUCGUAUAAGCGACUUGAAGAAAAGGGUUUUCUGGAUGCUGAUGGAAAGCAAUAUCAUGCUGUUUGUGUUGGUCUUACUGGAGACAACCCGUUUUUAUCUAAGAUCGGCCACCUAGAGCGAUCUUUCGCCCGGGUGGCAAAAAAGAGUGGCGAUGAUGUUUCCCACGGAAUCUGCUGGAGAUGCUUGGCGGGAACAGCUAACAUCCCGUUUGAAAACCUGAAUUUUAAUCCAGAGUGGUCUUUCACGGAAGACGAAGCUUUGCCUUGGUCGCAACUGCCGCCUUUUUUAGAAGGGCUAGGCUUUGAGAAGAACGAUUCGAAAGCUCCACGAUUUCUGGAGUUCGAUAUCUGGCACAAUUUUCACGGAGGAACAGGGAAGCAUAUUGCAGCUUCGACAGUGGCCGAAUUAUUACCCAAUCUGGAUGUGGGAUCUAUUGACUUCAAAUUUGGUAUUCUUGCAGAAGCCUAUGAAGCCUGGCGAAAGAAGUCAAAACUGACAUUGCAUAUUGGCCACCUUGACCGGGAGCUGUUCGGAAUGGAGCAAGGCUACCAAGUUCUUCCGGUUGGAUGCUGGAGCAAGUUCGACGACACUCGCAUAAUGUUGUGUUUUCUGGAAGACUUCUUGCGAGAUCGGGCCCUCUAUGUUCCAACAGAGAUUACUGAGGAGGCCCUCACCUGCAUCGCUGCCGCGAAUCGGGCUUUCAGGCUGUCUUACCAAGGCGGCUAUUGGUUGACUCCCGACGAAGCAACAUCGAUUGGGCGGUCUGGUUUCCAGUGCUUGCAUUCUUAUGCGAAACUCGCAUUCAUGACAUUGAAAGAAUCAAGAGCACGAUAUCCAAUGAUGCCCAAAAUCCAUUAUUUACAUCAUUGCUGGCGAGAUUGUCUCCUUUCAGCACAGACGUCUGCUUGGAUCCGAAGUCCUUUAGCGACUUCGGUCCAGAUGGAUGAGGAUUUCGUUGGACACACGUCGAGGUUAUCUCGUCGUGUAGGGAGCCGGCAGUUGAUGCUUCGGACCUUGCAAAGAUACCUUGUUUCAGUGAAUUUCGCCAUCAGAUGA